AAACAUCCGAAAUGUUUCCUGAAAGUAUCACAGUCCACAAACAGUCCUUUGUAAACAAAUUUUGCAACUCCCAUCAUUUCCCCGCCCCUAAAAUUCCUGCUCGCUUGUGAAGGGGCGACAUUUCUCAAGGAAGCUGAGAGGAAAGUUCCUACAACACUGGCGACAGACGCGCAACUUAUACCCAACUUUGCGCUGACAGCAUAAAAUUCACUCCGAAUCGCGACCUCACGAGUGUUUUGACGGAUACUCUGACAAAUACGUUAGUCGUUUGUGGAGUCAUUGAAGCGACUCUGCGCGUGACGGUUUACUAAAGACGCAGAUCGAGGCAUGGAAAUAAUGGAUAGCGGGGAAACGUUUUUACAAUGGGACAAAAAUCUCAGCGAAUUGUCCGAAUCCGGGGAAAACGACAUUUUAUACAGCACUCACUUCACCGAGCUGCUGGAUGAUCUGUCCCAAGAGGCUUUGCUGGGUCAGUUGUUAAGCGACCCGUUCCUGUCUGGCCGUGGAGAUGCUAUGGACACGGAGGAGGAUCUGACCCCUACAUCUCCAGUGCCCCCGCACAUUCAAGCCGAGCACAGUUACUCUCUGUGCGGAGACUCGCGCCCACAGUCGCCCCUGUCCCAUCUGCCUGGGGAGCCCGGCAGCGAUGCCGGUGAUUCAGACAAUGACGAGUGGCCCAUGGAGCAGGAGGAUAAAGGGAUGAAGAUGGAGCCUCUGCUGUGUGACCCGUCGCCCGUCCUGCUGCCCACCCUGACCCUCACUCUGACCCCCGAGGGUCCCGCCUCUGAGGCUGUGACUGACGCCCCGCUGAUCCCUCCGGCCGCACAGGUGAAGAAGGACAGCGAGAGUCUCAGCCCUCAGAUUAAACUGGAGCCACACGAGGUGGAUCAGUUCUUAAACCUCUCACCCAAAGGCCUGGAGUCUCUGCAGAUGCCGCCCACUCCUCCAAGCUCUCAUGGCAGUGACUCAGAGGGCAGUCAGAGUCCCGUUCACCCCUGUGCUCCCGCCAGUCCCACACAGACCCCCGCUGUCCUCAAGGUGGCGCCAAGAGCCCCGUCUUCCCUCUCUAGCUCUCCUCUGCUGACAGCAGCUCAUAAGCUGCAGGGCUCCGGGCCUCUCCUGCUGACGGAGGAGGAGAAACGCACGCUCAUUGCUGAGGGGUAUCCCGUGCCCACCAAACUGCCCCUGUCCAAAGCUGAGGAGAAAGCACUGAAGAAGAUCCGCAGAAAGAUCAAGAACAAGAUUUCAGCACAAGAAAGCCGCAGGAAAAAGAAAGAGUACAUGGAUGCUUUAGAGAAGAAGGUGGAGACCUGCUCCACCGAGAACAGUGAGUUACGCAGGAAAGUUGAAACACUGGAGUGCACCAACAAGUCUUUGCUGCAGCAGCUGCACUCGCUGCAGGCGGCGGUGGCAGGAAAGGUCCCGCGGUCCUGCAGGGUGACGGGCACCCAGACCUCCACAUGCCUCAUGGUGGUGGUUCUGUGUUUUUCGGUGUUCUUGGGGAGUUUCUACCAAGGCCUGAGUCCCUGUUCCUCCAUCACCAAAACAGACCUGAGCAGAGAGAUCUCCAUACAGGACUCAUACACCACUACAGUGAGGUCCCGGAACCUGUUGUCCAUUUCGGAGCACGGGGGUCUGGAUGAGCCUCAUCCUGUCGGGCUGGGUGGGGAUUAUCCUGAAUGGGACCGUCAGGCCGACGUAAUGGCAGCUUGGCGUUUAGAACAGCAGCACAAACUGGAGCAGGCGGAGCUUCGUCAAGCAGAGCCCCGCCCACUUAUACUAAACGCCAAUGAAACACGAGCGCAAAAGGCCAUUCUCAUAGACCUGCACUCACACAGGUCAGAUCAGUGGUCAAACGAGACGGCUAAAGUCAUACAGCUGGAGAGGACCGUCAACGAGACGUCCUGAGAUCCCUGCAGCGGCGGGCCAUAGGCUUCAUAUUUAUAGUAUUGUUUUACUUAGAUGUCCUUUUUUUUUAAAUAAACACAAAAACACAAAAAUGUAUUUUUAUUCCAUUCCAGCAGUAUAUCAAAUUUUGAUACUCAUGUACAACAUUUUCUUUUUUUAUAUGCUUUGAAUUUUUGUUUUAAUAUUCUUUCUUUUCCUUUCUUCGCCUAUUUGCCCCGUGCUACUGAGAUGGAGUAGUAAUAUAUUGAAUUUGCAUCUGUUUUUUCAUAUUCACAUGACAACGAUGUAGCACGUCAAUCAAAAUACAGUUCCAAAGAUUCAUAAAAAUAGUGCAAAGAUUCAAACUGUAUUAAGAUCGUAGACUAAAAGCUCUGUUUACAGUUUGAAGAUGGCGAAUUUCCAAAGCAUUUGUCUGAAUAUGUAAAUAUUUGCAGUAUCCUGUAUUGUAAGUGUGUUGGGAAAGAUAUGAAUCGAUGUGAUUGAUAUAAUGGAGAUGUUUGUGGCUGAGGGUGAUGAAAGCGGGACAAUAUGGACUUGACAUGAAAAAGACGGACGCUCUCUGUCCCUGAAGUCCCUCGUAUGAUGUUGCCCUCUUUAUUAAGGACAGAUGGCCCUUUUUGUCCUCAUCUGGCCACCAUCCAACCCCCGUCUGCGCUCUUGUGGGAGUAGAAGACGCUCGCUGACAAGUCUAGCGUUCUCUUGCUCUGAUAUGAACGAGUCCCGAGCGAUCUGCGUUCAGCCGUGCUGUGGACUCACUUGCACUGUGUCCCUGUAGAAUUGAUCUGUUAUUUAUUAUUUUUAGCAUGCCUGCCAUCCUUUUAUCCUGGAAACAAGAGCAUUUUGAAGGAGAUGAUUUUGUCCUGAUGCCAUGCAUUCAGAUGCAAAUGUUUGUCACGCAACAUCCGUGUUCAGAAAUGGUGUGCAUUUGUUAUGUAUUUGGCAUAACUAUAUUACACUUUCAUUGCAUCACAAUGCAAUCUCAGGCUCUUCCUGAAAUCACUCUGCCUUGUUUAUGUCCUGUUUUUUUCUGCGAGCAAAUAAAUAUUUUCCUUAGUAAAAGCA
Messenger RNA from Onychostoma macrolepis, 2970 nucleotides. It is a transcript of the gene creb3l2, whose product is annotated as cAMP responsive element binding protein 3-like 2. The transcript is spliced from 12 exons. Lineage: Eukaryota; Metazoa; Chordata; Actinopteri; Cypriniformes; Cyprinidae. Gene Ontology annotation, molecular function: DNA-binding transcription factor activity, RNA polymerase II-specific; cAMP response element binding. The record is from RefSeq and is a predicted model, not a curated record. Gene Ontology annotation, biological process: regulation of transcription by RNA polymerase II. Bases 328 to 1908 code for a protein of 526 amino acids.